Leptinotarsa decemlineata (Colorado potato beetle) is the source of this 3862-nucleotide messenger RNA. Its product is annotated as transmembrane channel-like protein 7. Gene Ontology annotation, molecular function: mechanosensitive monoatomic ion channel activity. Gene Ontology annotation, cellular component: plasma membrane. NCBI's taxonomy places the organism in Eukaryota, Metazoa, Arthropoda, Insecta, Coleoptera, Chrysomelidae. The record is from RefSeq and is a predicted model, not a curated record.
AGAACUGCUUUAAUUUAUUUGACAUUCCAGAGUAACUCCUAAUCUGUGACUUGACAUUUUGCGGUUUUUAUUUUAUUAUGGUUUUAUAGUUUUAUCUGUCUGUUUUAUAUAGACUAUUUAUUUGCGAUGAAAAAAAAGAUAUUUAUCAGAUAUCCAUUAUAUUCAAAUCUUAUCAAAUAAGCUGGUGAAAUGUCAAUUAAAGGGAAUUGAAUAAAAAUGUCUGGGGGUCCGAACAGAAAAAAGACCACCCGUUCACAGGGUUGGGAAGAAGCUGGCUCUGAAUUUUACCAGGAAAGUUAUCCUGUCGACGCCGAGAUUGAAGUUUUACAGAGAGAUCCCAGAAAACUAGCAACUCUUCUCCCUAGCAAACAAACAAGAGCUGCCGCUGCUACUAUUCGCAUGCGAACCAAUGACUUCCGAACUAAUAAUAGAACUGUAAGGAGGCACACUGGUUCAAGAUCUCGAAGAGAAUCCACAGUACAUCGCAGAACAUCUGUAGCAGGUGAUGUGCAAGUGUCAAUGUUGCCAGACUUGUCUGAGAUGAGGACUAACGAAGAAACAUCUUGGGAGGAAAUAAUGCAAAUCAAAGCCAUGCCCAUACCUAUGUCUCAAAAAAAGGAAAUGAAGAUAAGAAUUCUUAAUGAGCCGAACCUUCGACUUCAAGGAUAUGAACAAUUCAAGUGGAAACGUCGGAAAAUAUGGGGCCAAUUUGAAUCUCGUAUGAGAGAAUUCUUCCAAAAAACAGGUCUGUGGAAGGGUUCUAUGAAGCACAUAGAGGGAAAUUUUGGCACAGGUGUUGUGGCGUUUUUUUUGUUUUUAAAAUGGCUCUUUAUUUUAAAUUUGUCAAUUUUUAUUUUCAUUUUUUUGUUUAUAACUCUACCUACCAUUUUGCUUGAUUAUGACAAAUGCAAAAACAACCCAAAUACAAGUUAUUGUUGUUCAGAGGAUCAUCUCAAUGAAACUGUGUCUGAAAACAACAUAUUGGUAGAUUUAGUUCAAGGUACUGGUUUUUUAGAAUGUACAAUAUUAUUUUAUGGGUUUUACGGCAACGAAACUGUUACAUAUAUGUCUGGUCAAACUCCUAUGUACUAUAAUAUUCCUCUUGCUUAUAUUUUUAUUAUUCCAAUAUGUUUUAUGAUUUCUAUGAUUGCUAUUAUAAGGUCUGCUGCAAAAGGGUUUAAGGAACGCCUUAUUGAAGGAGAAGGUCAGUUUUAUCACUACUGUAAUUUAAUAUUUGGCGGAUGGGAUUACUGUAUAGAUAAUGAAAAAUCCGCUAAGAUGAAGCACAAAGCUAUAUAUAGCGAAAUAAAGGCGAGUCUAGAAACUGAAAAGAUGAAAGAAGAGAAGCUAAGUCGUACUACACAGGAAUGGUACAAAAUCUACUUUUGCAGAAUAGUGGUGAAUAGUGUAGUUGUUGCAGUUUUAGCUGGUUGUGGAUGUCUUGUUUAUAUACUUUUUGAAGAAUCGACCGCACAACUGAACAAUCAGACUGAUCUUUCCAAAUUUGAGCAACUCUUCUUUCAGUUUUUGCCCUCAUUGUCUAUUGUCAGUUUAAAUAUGAUAAUACCAGUUUUAUUUAAAUUCCUGAUUAGUUUUGAGAAGUAUACCCCUCCAGCUGAAAUUAAGUAUUCUCUUAUAAGAACUGUUUUUAUUCGUCUUGCAUCUCUAGUGGUACUUUAUGCUUCUCUCUGGAGAGAAGUUGGGUGCAAAAAUUGUAAAGUGUGUUGGGAAACUUUUGUUGGUCAACAGAUUUACAAAUUGCUGUUAACUGACUUUGCUGUUCAUGUUUUUCUAACACUAAUAGUAAAUUUUCUACGAUCUCUGCUUGCAAAGCAUAUAGAAAAUAAAAUGGUGAAAUUUUUUUGUGAACAAACCUUUGACUUGCCAAGACAUGCUUUAGACAUUGUCUACACCCAGACUCUUUGUUGGUUUGGAAUAUUUUUUGCUCCAUUGUUGUCUUUAUUGGCAGCAAUGAUUUUUUUCAUCCUAUUUUAUAUUAAAAAAUUUGCAUGUGUUGUCAACUGUAAACCAAACAAUGUAAUUUAUCGUGCAUCAAAAACCAAUUCCAUGUUUAUGUUUGUUCUAUUGGUCUCUUGCAUUUUUGUUAUAUUUCCUUUAGCUUAUGUUUCUUUCAAACUGGAACCAUCUAGGAAUUGUGGCCCCUUCCGGGACCAAACCUUCGUAUGGGAUUUAGUAGGAAAUCUUUUUUCAUAUACACCAAUGUGGAUUCAAAGCAUAUUUUAUUUCUUCAGCACCGCCGGUUUUGGCUUUCUUUGCUUUAUAGUGAUUGUAUUAAUUCUAUUUUACUAUAGAGUAGUGAAUUCAGCGAAUCGGCAUCUUGUAGAAGUUUUAAAAAAUCAGCUUGUUCUGGAAGGUCAUGAUAAGCAAUUUUUGCUUGAUCGGUUAAGCUUGUUUAUAAAACAAGAGAGUCAAAAGAGAACGAGGUCUGAGCAAAAUAGAGAGGGUGAUAUAAACACUUGAAAGCUUUGUGUAUAAUAAAAUAACUUGUGAGUUAAUAUAGACUUAAGAAAAUAUUCCUUCAUAUCUCGAUAGUGUUUAGAUUGAUUUUUUGAAAUGUGAACAUUGCUUCACAUUAAACAAAAUAACUUUGUGUCAAAUAUCCAAUUUUCAGCUGCACAGUGGUGUAUUUUUUUAAACAUAAUUUAAAUUUACCAAAAGUAUCUAGAAAGCAAUCUUCUGUGAUUUUGAUUUUUUGUUGUGAUAGUUUAAACCCCCAUUAUCUCCUGUUUUAAUCAACAUCUAUUUAUUACUUAAUCUUUAAUAAUUUUAGAUAUUAUCAAAUGCAAUAUAUAAUGAUUAAUUUGAUUCAUUUUAAUGAAUGAUUGUGAGCAGUUGUACUAUUAACAUUUUUACAACUUUUAAAACUUUUUACAACAUAAUAUUCACUAUAAAUUGAUUCAUAUGACUAAUAAUUUCUGUAUGAAUUAAAAUAAUUGUUGAUAAUUUUAAUUUGGCGCCUCUUCAAACAACAUGACAGAUAAUUCUUUAUUGGUAACAUAAUAACGAUAAUAAUUUUUCACUGGUGCUAAUAUAAUACAAGUGUUAACACAUGUCAAAAAUGGAAAAAAUAAUAAGAUACAUGUAUAAAUAACAUUAGGUAUUACAAUUCAUGAAUGUGAAAUCAGAAGGUUUCCUGACUAAAGUAUUUUCAAAGAUAUACCGAAUUGUAAACAAAACAGGGUGCAAAUCCUCUCUUAAGUAAAAACUACAAGUACACACCGAACAGACUAGUCAUUAAAAUACGUAUUUUAUUAUUUAGUUUCAUUAGUAUUUCAGAACAGUGGAUAUAACAUUUUUUUAUAGGUUGUUCGUUGUAGCAAAAAAAGAGAAAUAAUAUAUGUGCACUAGAAAACUUGUAGUUAUUUUUAAAUUAUAGUACAAUAAAUUAUUGAAUAUUGGUGAAAAUAUUGAAACAAUAUAAAGAAAUGAAAAUUUGAGAACAUAAUGUUUAAAAAUUUCUUUCACUACAAUCGAUAUCAAUAUCUGAAUCCUAAUCACUGUCAGUGAAAUCAGUUAUUGUUGGAUCUAUUAUGGUAGCAAAAUGAUCACGUGAAAUUAUUUUUGUACCUUUUCUUUUGUGAUAUUUUCACUAUCUGCUUGUAUAAAGAUAAUUACUGUACUUGUCAAGUUUUAAUAUUUUCAGAGCAUAGUCUUGAAUCAAGUUUGUGCGAAAGAAAUUCGAUUGCAAAACAAAUAUUGAAAUUUCAACUCUCAGUUUUUAAACUUGAAACCCCAGGAACUCUUGACAAUUAUUGAUUAUAGUGAGAAUUAUUAUCCAUAACUAUGUGAGUUCAGUGAUGAAUUUUUAUUUUUUUGAAGCUAAUAAGCAAUUUUAAUUCCA